UCAAGUUUUUCCUUUCAAGGUUAAUUAAUGUUUCCAUAAAUAAAUUGAUAAUUAGGCCAACAGCCUAUUAAACCCUAACGCAGACGCGAGAUAGGAGAGGUGCUUAACUUGUACAGUAUUAGAUUCUAUCUCUUCUUGUGUUCUAACUCUUCUACCGAGACCUUCUGUACUUCCAGGAUGAAUCCUAGCGAUCUCCUUUCGUGUAAGCCACGGCUGUUCUCUUAUUAAUUCAAACCACACGCGGCCCUCGGGGGUUACACGCUUCCAUCAUACUCCCUCCGUCCCAAAACAGCGAUUCCGAUGUCGCCCUUCGGGAAGUUCUUGUUCUGCUUGACCUUGUUCGCCGCCUGGCGCCUCAGCUCGACCCUGUUCGCCGAGGCACCUCCAGCUCCUGGUGUCGACUCCGCGUCCAGAAACGCAUCGUGCGUGGCCCUCGCCAGGGAGGCCGGCGUCCGGGCGGAAGGCGGCACGGGGAGCAACUUCGUCAUGUCGCCGCUGUCCAUCCACGCGGCGCUCGCGAAGGUGGCCGCCGGCGCGCGGGGCGACACGCUUAACGAGCUCCUGCGGUUCCUUGGGUCGGCGUCGCUCAACGAGCUACACCGCGCGGCGGCGACCAAGCUCGUCGGCAGGCUCAACGGCAUAGCGCAGACGUCCUUCGCCAGCGGCGUGUGGGUGGACCGGAUGCUGGCGCUCAAGCCAGAGUUCACGGCCAUCGCCGCGUCGCGGUACAACGCCACGGCAGAAUCCGUGGACUUCGUGUCGGAGGCCGAGCACGCGAGGCAGCGCGUGAACGCUUUCGUGGCGGACGCGACCAACAAGCAAAUCCUCGAAGUCCUGCCUCCGGGCUCCGUCGACUCCCGCACGGCGGUCGUCCUCGCCAACGCGCUCUACUUCAAAGGGGCGUGGACACAGCCGUUCGACGUCUCUACCGCGCCGUUCCACAUCCCAGGCGGCACCACCGUGCGCGUGCCAUCCAUGACGACAAGCGAGUCACAGCACAUCGCGGUCUACCCGGGCUUCAGGGCCCUCAAGCUGCCGUACAAGAACGACGUGCAGCAGCAAGCUGAAUUCUACAUGCUUAUCCUACUACCGGACAGGGACACUGUUACUCUCGCCGAUCUGUAUGACAAGGCCGUGUCGACGCCAGAGUUCAUCAAGACGCACACGCCGACAGGGAAGGUUCCAGUCGGGCAGUUCAUGGUCCCAAAGUUCAAGUUCACGUCCAAGUUCGAAGCGUCAUCCGACAUGCGGAAGCUUGGUGUCACUAGGGCUUUCGAAGGCGGCGACUUCUCGGGCAUGAUGACCGGCGGGGAAGGGCUUUCCAUCAACGGGGUGUACCACAAGGCCACUAUCGAGGUGGACGAGGUUGGCACCGUGGCCGCCACUGCCACGGCCAUCGUCGAGUUUGGUAGUGCAGGACCGGGGCAUGGGGUAGAUUUUGUGGCGGAUCGGCCUUUCUUAUUUGCCGUGGUAGAGGAGGGGACAGACGCAGUGUUGUUUCUUGGUCACGUGGCUAAUCCUCUCGCUCAUUAAAUGAAUAAAUAAUUAUUCUGUAAAUUUGUUCGCCGGUCAUGUGAUUAAUCGUGCCACCACCUUCGUGAUGCGCAGGACAUGCCACAAUGCUAUCUCUCGCGACCGUUAGGCCAUAUCGGCAAAAAGUGGAACCCAUGUGUCAUCAACGUGCUCAAUAUUCUCAUCCGUCGAUCAGUGGUUUAGGCAAAAAGUUUACCGUAAACAUACUGUUUUUGCCAAACAAAAUCGUAAAGUCAGCCUUCAAUGUGGUGGUUUUGUGCUGUUAAC
Aegilops tauschii subsp. strangulata is the source of this 1800-nucleotide messenger RNA. Its product is annotated as putative serpin-Z12. Lineage: Eukaryota; Viridiplantae; Streptophyta; Magnoliopsida; Poales; Poaceae. The record is from RefSeq and is a predicted model, not a curated record. Gene Ontology annotation, molecular function: serine-type endopeptidase inhibitor activity.